AUGGGAGGUGGAAGCCAAUUUCCCUCGGAUGGAGGCUCUCAUGGAAGCCCCACAACAUCCUCAGUCCCAGGACAGAAUGACUAUCUACACGCGGUGGUCGAUAUGGGCAGUAAUGGUAUCCGAUGCUCGAUUUCCGAGCUCACCUCCCCAACUACUCGCAUCAUCCCUACAGUCCACUUCCAUCGCGUCAAUGUCUCCCUCUACGAGGCACAAACCGAUCCCGCGACCGGUACUCGCAUCCCUAUUUCUCAACAUGUGAUCGACCGAGUGGUCAGCGCUAUCGUGCGGUUUCAAAUCAUCUGCGUGGAGCUUGGAGUACCAGCUUCUAACAUUCGCAUUAUCGCGACCGAAGCAACCCGGACAGCAAUCAAUUCCGCUGCGUUCACCGACGCGAUUUACAAGGAAACGGGGAUUGAGGUCGAGCUUCUACGGAAGGAGGAUGAGGGGAUCAUCGGCGCAUGGGGUAUUGCUAGCAGCUUUUCCGACGUGGAAGGGCUGGCUCUGGAUCUUGGGGGUGGAAGUAUGCAGAUGACUUGGAUUAUCUCGCAUGCGGGCAACGUGCGCAUCAGCCCCCAAGGCGCAGUGAGCUUCCCCUACGGAGCUGCCGCACUAACCCAGAAACUGGCCGACUUGAAGCGAGGGAAAAGCGAUGACGAUGCUGAAAAGGCAAAGGAAGAGUUCCGCCGCGAGAUGGCGAACAACUUCCGCGCUGCAUUUGAUCGCCUCGAAAUUCCGGAGAGCCUCCUAAAGAAGGCACGCGAGCAGGGUGGAUUCCCCUUGUACUUGUCUGGCGGAGGGUUUCGUGGCUGGGGCUAUCUCUUGCUUUACUUGCAUCAAACCCGCGGCCAGAAUUAUCCCAUUUCCAUCAUCAACGGAUACACUGCGCCCAAGGCGGAUUUCGAAAACACCGAUGCCCUCAAGGAAGUGGCUCGUACAGCAGACGAGAUCUUCCGCGUUUCUGAUCGGCGCCGUAAGCAGGUUCCGUCUGUCGCGUUCCUGGUCAAAACACUUGCCGAAUCUUUGCCGCAUGGGAUCAAGGAGGCGCAUUUCUGUCAAGGAGGUGUGCGAGAGGGUGUUUUGUUCCGAGAAAUGCUACCAGUGGUCCGUCAACAAGAUCCCUUAGAGGUUGCGACCGCUCGAUACGCGCCUUCGUCGGCUCAGGCAAUCGCCGCAUUGAUGCUGGCUGCUCUACCCCGACCGAAGGAUUCGCAUUCAGUUCCAUCCACAAUCAGCGUGCACGUGGUCCAGGCAUUUGCCAAUGCCCUCUACGUGCAUGCCUCGAUGGCCAAGGAACUCUCCUCCAGUGCAGCUCUGUAUAGUACAAGCACUGGCAUCCUCGCCUCGACUCAUGGUAUCCCUCAUUCUCAACGGGCUCUGCUAGCGCUGAUGCUCCAGGAGCGGUACGGUGGAGAACUCCCACCACGCGAUGUGGACCUCAAAUCCCAUCUCCAGGGGCUUCUCACUCCAGAGGAAGUCUGGUGGACUCGCUACCUUGGCAAAUUCGGCCUAAUUCUUGGCCAACUCUAUCUAACCGGUUCGAUUGAUACUUCCAAGCCCCGUAUUGUCCCCUCUGCCGAAUGGGUGACGGAACUGGGCAAGAAAGGGAAAAAGGAUGGGAUUGAGUUGAAAAUUGCCAUUCAAAAAGUUGCAUACGAUCCGACCCAUUUGAAGGGGGAAUUGGAGCACGAUUUGCGGAAGCUCGAGAAGGUAGGAAAACGCAAGAAUUGGAUUGGGGGGAGACAUGGCUGGGGAAUGAAAAUUCUGGUGUCUGUGGAAGAGGAGGAUCUUCUGGUCGUUUAG
This is a messenger RNA of Penicillium cataractarum, 1800 nucleotides long. RefSeq names its product putative transcription regulator (RTG2). The record is from RefSeq and is a predicted model, not a curated record. The coding region runs from base 1 to 1800 and encodes 599 amino acids. The transcript is spliced from 2 exons. Gene Ontology annotation, biological process: regulation of transcription by RNA polymerase II. Lineage: Eukaryota; Fungi; Ascomycota; Eurotiomycetes; Eurotiales; Aspergillaceae.